Messenger RNA from Ambispora gerdemannii, 654 nucleotides. The record is from the annotation of a GenBank genome assembly. NCBI's taxonomy places the organism in Eukaryota, Fungi, Glomeromycota, Glomeromycetes, Archaeosporales, Ambisporaceae.
AUGGAAGCAGAAUCAAACAGGAGAGAUGAAAUUCAUCAAUUAGUAAAAGAGUAUGAACGAAUAUGUCGCAACAUUACAGUAAUUUUAAAUGGCGUGCAUAGUGCACAACCAGGAGAAAUUGAAGCUAUUGCACGAAAAGCUCUUGAAAAAUUUAGCGAAGUUCGACAACACAUCCAAUCAUUGGCACAAAUUGUACCCUACCAACAAUAUUAUAGGCAACUGAAUUUGUCAUCAAGAUAUCAUGAUAUCUGGACUCGAGCGGUACAAACAUCAAAUUCUCUUGCCGCGUUUGCUGUUUACUUACUUGAGGAACGGUUCAUCACUAUCGAGGAAUUACAAACAUUGAGUGGUGUUCCCGUUAAUAUUAAUAACGAUCUUCAAGAAUUUCAUAUAUCAGUUGAGGAAUUUCUUCAUAGUUUGAUAAAUCUGACAAAUGAAUUGUCGAGAUUUGCAAUCAACUCUGUAACUCAGGGAGACUACAAUCGACCGAUUCGAAUCUCGAAAUUUGUCAAGGAAUUGCACAACGGAUUUCAAUUGCUGAACCUGAAAAACGAUCAAUUGCGUAAACGGUUUGAUGGUAUCAAAUACAACAUCAAGAGGAUUGAAGAAGUUGUAUAUGAUGUUUCCCUACGAAAACUAAAUACCUCCGUUUAG